Molecule: messenger RNA, 2223 nt
Organism: Oncorhynchus mykiss (rainbow trout)
Lineage: Eukaryota; Metazoa; Chordata; Actinopteri; Salmoniformes; Salmonidae
Gene: abhd12
Product: abhydrolase domain containing 12, lysophospholipase
Biological process (GO): phosphatidylserine catabolic process; monoacylglycerol catabolic process
Cellular component (GO): endoplasmic reticulum membrane
Molecular function (GO): monoacylglycerol lipase activity; phosphatidylcholine lysophospholipase A1 activity
Source: RefSeq, a predicted model, not a curated record
CCAGGGGAAAGGUUGAUUUGAUCAGCUGGUCUCUGCAGAUAUCGGACUUCUACAAACAAUGUAGCUAGCAAAAGUGCUGAUAGUCAGCGGUGCUGGGGAGAAAACAACGGCACCCUGACCUCAUCUUUACCCGGCUUCUUACCGAGAAUUCGUUGCCAAACUACAUCACCGGCGCUGCCUAGUAUUGCUGUCAAAUCAAAUGCAAUAGUGAUAGACGGUGUUUCACAUCCUUUGUCGCUUUUCUUUCACAUUGUGCUUUUACAUUUCAGUGAUGCGAAAGCGAAAUAACUCGCUCACCGUGGACCAUGACAGCUCUUCCACCAACACAUUGCUGGACAGCAGUCCGGAUAUAAACUACUGUCACAAGAGAGGGGAAGGGGUUCCUGAGCCUUGUGUACCAUCUAGCUCGGAAUCAGACAAAAAAAUGGGCAGACCAUUUCGAAGAUAUGGCCUAAUGGGCAGAUUGAAGAGGAUCCUCCUGUGGGUGCUGGGAGUCUACAUAACCAUCCCCUUCCUCGUCAAACUAUGCCCCUCAAUUCAGGCAAAACUAGUAUUUUUAAAUUUUGUGCGGCUGCCCUAUUUCAUUGACUUGAAAAGGCCACAAGACCAUGGGUUGAACCACACCUAUAACUUCUACCUGCAGCCAGAGACUGGUGUCAACAUUGGUGUAUGGCACACAGUCCCAGACCAGAUGUGGAAAGAGGCGCAGGGGAAGGACAGAGAGUGGUAUGACAGUACCUUUAAAUCGCCCUAUCCAGUCAUGCUGUACCUUCACGGCAACGCUGGGACAAGAGGAGGGGACCAUAGAGUUCAGCUCUACAAGGUCCUUAGUUUAUUAGGCUACCACGUAGUCACAUUUGAUUAUAGAGGUUGGGGUGAUUCAGACGGGAGCCCCUCUGAGAGCGGAAUGACGUCAGAUGCCCUGUUCCUCUACCAGUGGAUGAAGGAGAGGGUGGGGAGCAAACCCCUCAACGUCUGGGGCCACUCACUGGGGACAGGGGUGGCCACUAACCUAGUCCGACGUCUGUGUGACAGAGGGACGCCCCCAAACUCCUUAGUCUUGGAAUCUCCAUUCACCAACAUCCGAGAGGAGGCCAAGAGCCACCCCUUCUCUAUGGUCUACCGGUACCUUCCAGGCUUUGAAUGGUUCUUUUUAGAUACCAUUUCAGCAAACGACAUUCGAUUUGCCAGUGACGAAAAUGUGGACCACAUAUCCUGUCCAUUGCUUAUCCUUCAUGCCGAGGAUGACUCAGUCGUGCCCUUCCAUCUAGGGAAGAAGCUGUACAACAUUGCUUCCCAGUCCAAGAGCCUGAGUGGACACAAGCUUCAGUUCAUCCCCUUUCCUGUCUCUCUGGCCUACAAGCACAAGUUCAUCUACAGGAGUCCUGAGCUGCCACACAUACUCAGUGACUUCCUUGGCACGACUCAUCCCCAUGCAUAACCGACAAGAACAUUUCCACCUGUCCAUUGUUUCCUCUUACAACCCCCACCCACCCCCCACACACGCGCACACACACACACUGAAACUCUUUGACUGUAUGCUUUAUGGUUGGUGUGUACAUAUCUCAUAAAACAUUGAAAUGUACACGCAUGGACUGAAGAUGAUGCAUCCAUUCCUUUAUUUAGCAUUCCUUUGACACCUAAAAUUCCUGCAAGACAUAAACGGAACACUGGCAAAGAGCGAGGGAUGGACAACUGGCUUGGCUUGUUGUCAAGGUUACACAAACCAAGAGGAUGGCUUGAGCACAAAGAUGAAAUAUGCACAUAUUUUAAGGAGCCAAGACAAACAUCAUGGAGUGGGAAGAACAGUGGAUCGAGCAGGGAAGCAGUGUUUUUAAUUGCACAAUGUUUGGGGAAUAGACAUUCAUACACAAGGCGAGGAAGGAGAACGUUUUUCAUUUUACAACUCAUCUGCAGCACAGAGCAAAUUCUGUUUAUACCAGUCCAGUUUAUUUUCCCAAUUUUAUUUUUGUUACAUUACAGAUCAUGAUUUAAAAGUAUCUAUUAUAUUUGACUGAUCUCAGAUGAGACAUUUUGGAUUCUAGCUUUUCUCUAUUAAAGGAAAUGUAUAACUUGAAUUAAAUAUUAUACAUUUGACCUAACAUUGAUAUUGGUUUUGGGCUUGUCAGUCUUAUUAUUGUCCGCCUUAAAGAGAAGACUAGUCGCUUUAUUUUAGAACCCCUUAGGACACUUCAGGGCAAGCUCAUGAAUUUUAACAUUUCA